CGUCACUCGUCAUUGUCAAGAAGAUUAACCAAAAUAUUUAAAAGAAUCCUCAAGAGUUUUUAAUGGUGUUUUAAUUGCCGGUAUUUUACCAAAAAUGAGUGUUAAUCCGGUAAUACUUCAAAAAGCCUUACGAGACAACGCUAAUGAUCUGCAAGAUUUUUGCAAAGAUUUACAAAACUGGGGCGAAGACAUGAAACGUAAAGAAGAGGCUCUUAGAGGAGAAGCUAAUCAGCCAAUGUCUACAAAUAAAAUAAGGAAGACUCAUAAAUCAGCAAAGAAAGUCAGUGUCAUUGAGACAUCCAAAAAACCUAUUUCUAAGUUCACUUCUACAGAUUAUGCAGCAUGGGAUAAAUUUGAUGUUGAUGCUGAGCUGAAUAAACUUGAAGAAGAUAUACAAGAUGAUUCUGACCUUACUGAUGAAUGUAAUGACAAUAUAUUUGAUGAAGCCAUUGUUGAAAAAGAAAAAGGAAAUAAGUUUGUAAAAUGUCAGAAAUGGAAUGAGGCAGUCAAAUGUUACACCAAAGCAAUUGAAUGUUACUCAUAUGAUCCAAUUUUCUAUGCAAAUAGAGCAUUAUGUUACCUCAAGCUCAGUAAGUUUGAGGAAGCAGAAAGAGAUUGUGAACUAUCAUUGAAACUAGAUCCAACUUAUGUUAAGGCAUAUCAGAGAAGAGCAGCUGCAAGAACAAGUUUAAAUAAACUGGAACAUGCAGAAUCAGAUCUCUUGAGAGUAAUAGAAUUAGAACCAAAAAAUAAGGAAUCUCUAGGAGAGUUGAAUAAAUUGAGACAAAAACUCAAGCAAAAAGUGGAGAAACCUCCUGAACAAAGGCCCAUCUCAAAGUUCACUGCUUCUAGAAAUCCACAAGGUGCCACAGCUAAAUCCAAUUUUUCCCAAUAUGAUAUCUUUCCAAAAGAGGUUCCUAGUGAUACUAAAAAAGUAGACAAUAAACCAAUUUCCUUUUGGAGAACAGAUGACAAUGUAAUAGAAGUGAAACCAAUUCAAAAAGCCCCUCAUUUGAGGUCUACAAAGCCCCUGAAAAGAAUAAAAAUAAAAGAAGAAGAUGAAAUUAUACUGGAAGAAAAAUCAGAUACUACAAUUGAAAAUACAAGAAUUGAGGAACCAGUUAAAAAACAUGUGUUUGAGAAACAGGAAAUGAAAAUAGUUGAAGAUGUUGAAAGACCAACAUCUGCUUUCAAACAACAGAAAGAUGAACAAGCAGUAGAAAAAAACAAAAAAAUAGGGGACACUUCUUGGCCAAAACCUGAAAAUCAAAGUCUCCACAUCAAUAGUGAUGAUUUCAGAAUAAUUGAAAGAAAGGAAGCAUCUAUAACAAAAGAUGUUAAAAAUACAGUGAAUGAUAGUAAAAAAUCAGCAGAAACCCUGUUUGUCAGUCCCAAGAGCUCAGUGCAGUUUUAUUCAACAUGGAAAGACUUCAAGAAUACUCAUGACAAAUAUCUUUAUUUGAAGUAUAUUAAUCCUAAGGAUUUACCCAAAAUAUUCUUGAAUACCCUAGACAGUAACAUAUUCAGCAACAUUUUGGCUGUUAUGGCUGAAUACUUUGUGGAAAAUAAGGAUUCUGUAUUUGAUAUUUUGAAUCAUUUCACUGAGGUAAAGAGAUUCAGUGCCAUUACCAUGUUUUUGAGUAGUGAAGAUAAAAAUAAUUUAUGGAAAUUGUUUGAUUACAUUAAGGAAAACGAAGAUAGAACAAAUGACAAAGUUGAUGAGUUGAUUCAGAAGUUUGAAUUGUGAACUCUAGAAAAUACAAAAAAUUAGAAAAAGUUGUUUUCUGCCUGAGGUCUUCUCUUUAUCUCAACAUUCAUGAAAUUAUUUCAUGGACUUUUUGCACUUGUGAUUUCUUGAAUUAUUAUAUUCUUUAAUUAAAAUUAAUUUUCAAAAUCUGUUUAAUUGUAACCUAUCUAUGUCUACUGUUAUCAUCAUCAUGGCAACAUGGUUAACUAUAUGUGGUCAUAUCUAGGUAGGUAUACCAGUAUUCCUUCCCAGAUGAAAGAUUUACUCAUCUGUAGUAAUUUUAUACAGGUUGUAAAUCUUGUUAUCACAGGGUCGGAUAGGGCAGCGAUGGUCCAUCCUCGCGAACCUUAUGAAUAGUUGUAUGUACCUACAGUACUUAUUAAUAAAAUGCCUAUUUCUUGAUAAGCCCGGACUGCUCAGCCCCCUCAAAAAUAGCCUGGAUUCGUUCCUGAGUUAUCAUCAAAUUCAGAGCAUGAGUAGAUGAAUAGGUACCUAUAA
This is a messenger RNA of Phaedon cochleariae (mustard beetle), 2245 nucleotides long. The record is from the annotation of a GenBank genome assembly. NCBI's taxonomy places the organism in Eukaryota, Metazoa, Arthropoda, Insecta, Coleoptera, Chrysomelidae.